This is a messenger RNA of Syngnathoides biaculeatus (alligator pipefish), 2761 nucleotides long. RefSeq names its product centrosomal protein 97 (gene cep97). Lineage: Eukaryota; Metazoa; Chordata; Actinopteri; Syngnathiformes; Syngnathidae. The transcript has 11 exons. The record is from RefSeq and is a predicted model, not a curated record. Gene Ontology annotation, molecular function: protein binding. The coding region runs from base 324 to 2387 and encodes 687 amino acids.
UGAAUAUGCAUACAUAACAUACAUACAUACAUAAUUUUUCUAAUUCUUAGGUGUUUUGACAAACUUGCUCAAGUAAUACAUUCAUCGCCGUUGCUACAUUUCGCGCGUCGCGAACAACGAUCCGGUAGUGUAGUCUUUCAUAACACACUGGAUCAUCCGUCCAAUCCAGGAGCGUCGUAGAUGUGAACUACUUUUCCCACAAUCCUUCUCCGCUACUCUGUUUGAAGUUCUUGCUAGCGACGGCCCCUUCUUGACUUGGUUUGAGGCGAAUUCCCCAAAAAUUCCAAAUUUGCCGACUAUUUGUGGAUGUGUGUGGCAACAGAAUGGGGGUGUCGGAUUUAGAAUUGGAUACAAAUGGGCCCGUCGUAGAUCUUUCGGCUCGGGGGAUGCGGAAGCUCGACGCCGGUUUCAUGUGCUCAGAGGACACGCACACGCUCAUCCUGGACCAGAAUCAAAUCAUGAAACUGGACCACAUGGAAAGGAACCCGGGCCUUCAGCAGCUGUCUGUCGCCAGCAACCGCCUGGUUCGGAUGAUGGGCGUGUCGCAGCUCAAAGAGUUGCAAGUUCUGAAUCUUCCCAACAACAGUAUUGGCUACAUCGAGGGACUGCGCGACCUGCCGAAACUCAAAUGGCUCAACCUGUCGGGAAAUGCGAUUAAGGUCAUCGAGCAGCUGAACAACUGCGUUUCCCUCCAACACUUGGAUCUUUCCGAUAAUAGCAUAUCAAUCAUUGGCGAUCUGAGUAAACUUGUUUCCCUCAAGACUCUCCUCCUGCACGGCAACAGCAUCACGACUCUCCGCACUGUGCCCGCCAACCUCCCCGCCCACGUGUCCAUCCUGUCGUUGGCGUCCAAUGAGAUAACGGAUCUCAACGAAGUGGCGCACCUGGCCCCCCUCCACGAACUGGAGCAGUUGUCCGUUAUGAAUAACCCGUGCGUGAUGCCGACCCCGUCGCUGCCGCGCUUCGACUACCGGCCGUACGUGAUGAACUGGUGUUUGGGCCUGAAAGUCUUGGAUGGCUUUGUGGUGUCCCAAAAAGAAGGACUGAAAGCAGAGUGGCUGUACAGCCAAGGAAAAGGCCGCUCGUUUCGACCGGGACAGCACGAUGAACUGGUUCAGUACCUUUCCACCGUUUGCCUCCGGACCACGUCGUCGCCCUUGGUGAUGGCGGAAGAUGCCAAAUUGGAGAAGAUCCUGAAUAAGCAGAGGUUUCACCAAAUGCAGUUGUUAGAAGAGACCCGGGGCGAAUGUCCGAGCCCUCCUCGGCCCACUCAGCUCGCUGUGGAAACACGGGACACUUUGCGUACGUCGCUACAAGGGAACGCCGCCGAAGUGAAGAAAAUGACCUCACCAACACCACCUGCGAGCAUUUUGGACCCGGAAAGAGAGCGAGCCGUGCAGUUCAAUACGUGGAUGAGCCACGACGCGUCCAGCACUUCGCUUCCACGCAUCAGCGACCCAAAACCGGGAGAGGCCGAAAACCUGCGUUUGGAAGACGUGCAGACCGACGAGGACAAGCUGAACAGCAGUUUGCUCUCCUCCGAGUCCUCCUUCAUGCCCUUCCCGCCGGACCUGGACCCGCGGCCGCCUCGCUCGGACAGCGAGGACGAGACGGAGACGUUCGAGGCCGACUCGCUGGCCCCCGGGCGCGUCGCAGAAGAAGAGGCCGUCGCGCCGCGUUCGGCAGCCCCCGAAGAAGAACAUUUUUUACACGUGGCCAACACGUCGGAGGAAGCGACGAGAGCGGCUGUGAAGAUUCAGUCGUGGUGGAGGGGGCGCUACACCCGCUGUUGUCACCCCGAGGCCAGGGAGGUGCGCGGCGAGAUCCGCCUGCGCAGGAUGCAAGAUCACAUCGUCUCUUUGUCGCUAAAACUGGAGAGGGUGCAGAAGCAGUGCGAGGAGGAGAGGUUGAAAAGGAUGGUCCAAGAGGAAGCCGUCCGGUUUCUGUGGACGCAGGUCCAGUCCAUGCAUCGGUGGAAGCAGUCUGUCGAGGAGCAGCUGGCCCGCCUCGCUCACGUCCCCGCCCCUCCCGGACCGUGUCCGGACUCCCCGCCCGCGGCGCGCGGCUCCGCCGACCCGCCGCCCGCGGACGUCUCCAUGCCGGACUCGGGCUUCCAGGUGACGACCGGCGAGGAGCGGGCCUCCCCCGGAGACGGCUUCCUGAGCGGCGGGACGGCGGAGACCGUGCGAGGGUCCCGCGGCCGCGUGGACAGCGCGGACUGCAGCCUGCUCGAGCAGUACGCCUCCUCCUUGCAGCAGAGGGAGGAAGAGGAGGAGGAGGAGGCCGAGGAGGAGGAGGAGGAGGAGUCGCUAACCGCACAAGCGUCGCCUUCCCCGCAAACCGAAGAUGACCAGGCGGAUAUCAACGGAAAAGAAACUGGAUCAUAAGAAUGCUCCCAUUUCCCCAGCGAGGCGCGGCUGAGAAUUGCACUUAUAUUUAUUGUCUUAUCACCCACGAAAGUGUACUUUUAUUUGUUGAACACAAAAAAAAAAAAAUCAAACCAUAUUUGGAUUUUGGGUGAUAUUUUAGGAUGGACCUGAAAUGCACAGUAAGCAACAACAAGUAAGAACAGCAAAAGUCUCAAGUUCACCGAUAAGAAGUUUUACUGUUAUGCAUUUUAGGCUCAUCCUGAAAUUUUGCCCAACGUCGCUGACUUUUGUUUUUUUCUACCUCUUCUGGUAAUCGAACAUCAACCCGUUCUCCUUGCGAAUAAUAUGCAUACAAACAUAAUCACACUGAAAUAAAAAUCAGAUCAUUGCAA